Vigna unguiculata (cowpea) is the source of this 1533-nucleotide messenger RNA. RefSeq names its product P-loop containing nucleoside triphosphate hydrolases superfamily protein (gene CCP1). Gene Ontology annotation, molecular function: ATP hydrolysis activity; ATP binding. The record is from RefSeq and is a predicted model, not a curated record. NCBI's taxonomy places the organism in Eukaryota, Viridiplantae, Streptophyta, Magnoliopsida, Fabales, Fabaceae.
CUGUGUAAUUUAUUUAUCGAUUUUUCUGGCUGUUCCUCACACUCCCCCACAAGAGCCAGAGAGAGUGCAGCCUUGCUUCGCUGGUGAUCCAUUCUAGAGAGAGAAACACUUCUUCCACUCUCUCUCUCUAUGAUGGCCGAUGAUCCAAUGCCCACGCGCUGGUCUUUCCAGGACUUCAAAUUUUAUUAUGAUGCUAAGUUUGGUAGGAAGAAGGCCGAGAAGAAUGGCGAGACUGCUGAUGAAGCGGUGGUAAGUAAUGGAGGUUCAUUGGGCGCCGUGUUGAAUGGCAAUCCGCAUGCAAAAAAGGCAUCGGAAAUGGCUGUCUAUGAGCAGUUUCGAACUGAGGGGCAGAACCAGAUUCACUCCAAUGGAUUUUCGCCGGUUAAUAUGGAUGAAAGGCCGCAGAGAUCUUUGCUUCCACCUUUUGAGUCUGCAGAAAUGCGAACUUUAGCAGAGAGCCUAAGUAGGGAUAUCAUUCGUGGAAGUCCAGAUGUAAAAUGGGAAAGUAUCAAGGGCUUAGAGAAUGCCAAACGUUUGCUGAAAGAGGCUGUUGUGAUGCCAAUUAAGUAUCCCAAGUACUUCACUGGUCUGUUAUCACCAUGGAAGGGCAUCCUCCUUUUUGGACCACCAGGAACAGGAAAGACAAUGCUUGCUAAGGCAGUUGCGACAGAGUGCAAGACUACCUUUUUUAAUAUUUCAGCAUCGUCUGUAGUUAGCAAAUGGCGAGGUGAUUCGGAGAAGUUAGUGAAAGUGUUAUUUGAACUUGCAAGGCAUCAUGCACCCUCAACAAUAUUUCUUGACGAAAUUGAUGCAAUCAUUAGUCAACGUGGGGAAGCUCGUAGUGAACAUGAAGCAAGUAGACGGUUGAAAACUGAGCUUCUUGUUCAGAUGGAUGGUUUGACCCGGACAGAUGAACUGGUUUUUGUCUUGGCGGCAACAAAUCUUCCCUGGGAAUUGGAUGCAGCCAUGCUCCGACGUCUUGAGAAGCGUAUCCUUGUACCACUUCCAGAACCAGUAGCGAGGAGAGCAAUGUUUGAGGAACUCCUUCCUGUGCAGGCUGAGGAGGAACCGAUCCCCUAUGAUUUGCUUGUGGAUCAGACAGAAGGAUAUUCAGGGUCAGAUAUCCGAUUACUCUGUAAAGAAACAGCAAUGCAGCCCUUGAGACGCUUGAUGUCACAACUUGAGCAGAGACAGGAGGAGGUGGUGCCUGAAGAUGAGUUGCCAAAAAUUGGGCCAAUCAGAUCUGAAGAUAUAGAAACGGCAUUAAGAAAUACAAGACCAUCUGCUCAUCUCCAUGCCCACAAAUACGACAAGUUCAAUGCUGAUUAUGGUAGUCAAAUACUACAAUGAAAAGUUUUAAUUGUUAUUCUUAUGUCGUCCACAAAUUUGAUUGUCAUAAAAUUACUGUUGUAAGACUAGUUAAACCCUUGCAACUUCAACUUUUCUAGGUAUGCAACUUUUCUGCAUUAUUAGUACCAACUAUUCUUACAAAUAUUUAAGUGGCAAAUGCUUGUGAUUAUACUUUUUAGUUCA